Messenger RNA from Solanum stenotomum, 606 nucleotides. RefSeq names its product probable E3 ubiquitin-protein ligase HIP1. Lineage: Eukaryota; Viridiplantae; Streptophyta; Magnoliopsida; Solanales; Solanaceae. The transcript is spliced from 5 exons. Gene Ontology annotation, molecular function: ubiquitin protein ligase activity. The record is from RefSeq and is a predicted model, not a curated record. The coding region runs from base 1 to 606 and encodes 201 amino acids.
AUGGAUUUUGUGGAAAAUAGUACACAUCCAACAUUCUUCGAGCAAUAUACAAACUAUCAUGGUGGUAGUUCAUCUGCUUCAACACAUCAAUCUAAUGCUUUUACCCUGCCUUCAGGCGAUCCAGUGAGAUAUUUAAGAGAACAUGGAUUAUGGGACAUAGGAAGAGAUGUCUAUUUCUUGAGAAAUAAUAUUGAUUCUCAAUCACUUUCCCAUGGUGGCAUUAUCAUGGAGCCAGGUCACAGGGAUGAUCCUAUUGUUAUAGAGGAUGAUGAAGAAGAUGAACAUGGUGAUGCUCAACAUGAUGACAUUUUUUAUGAUGGGGAAAUGUCAUAUGAGGCGUUAUUGGAACUCCAAGAACAUAUAGGUGGCGUGGAAAUUGGAUUGAAGAAAAGUGAUAUUUCUAAACUUCUGAAGCAGAGCAAGUACCAAUCAGCCAAGAUGAAAAAUUAUAGUGAAUCUUGUUGCAUAUGUUUGGAUACUUAUGAUGACGGGGCAGAACUAGGAAUAAUUAAUUGCGGACAUGAAUUUCAUUAUCAAUGCAUCAGAAGGUGGCUGAAGAGAAACAAUUCUUGUCCCGUUUGCAGAAGGAUUGCUUUGACUCCAUAA